ACGGUCGUGAACCUGAACGACGCAGGCUUCAGUCGUUUGCUGAACAGCAAGGACACCAAGGAUUGCUAUCCUGAGCCUCCCGGGACAAUCGCAGAUUGCGCAAACCUCAGCAACCAACAGUUAUUCGACGUGACGGCGCUGGUCAAAUCGGCGAGCCCAUUCCGGCCCGUGGGCAGAUCGGGCGACGCCAUGCGCGUCGUCUUCAACGUAGAAAUCAUCGACGGCUCCAAGUCCGGCGACCGCGCUCGCACGAUGCCGCUGAACGUCUUCACCGACCAGGCGACUACCCCGGACGCUGGUGGGAAGUUUGACGAAUGGGUCACCAGGGACUUUUCAACGGAGCUUGCCACAGAGACCACGCGCGCGCUCUACAAGGCCAUUGCGAACACCGUGGUUACAGGCGUGGAAGUUCUCGACAACGCGAAAGAGACUUCCUGGCAGUUAAAUUGGGCCCGCGUGGAAGAUCCGCCCGCAGGCGCCAACAUCCGCACCAACGAUGGCAGGGGCCUCUGGUUCCCUGUAACGGUUCGCGACUGCGCGGGCACGCUCACGCUGUGCAUCCAGGAGGCGGCCGCUCUCAAACCCAGCGGCUUCGAUAACGCAGACGACUUCGAAGCAGCUCUCGCUGCCAGCGUCAACGCCAUCUUCGGCGGCGACGCCUCCGCCGAAGCAGCGCUGCAGUCGGUGCUCGAGAAGAUCGGCAGAGAUUUCCUGCCCGUAGCCUUGUCGGACGGCCGCUUCGAGGCGGCAGCUCUUCAGCACGUCGCCGAGAAGCUGGAGGACUUCUUGCGGGCCGUCGAAGAGCAGCGCGCGAAUCACAUGCGCCGCGCGCCUGGCCUGGACUCCGACGCGAUCUACGCACCUCGCCACAUGAAAGAGAUCCAGAAGAAGUGGAUGAAGGAUUAUUAG
Messenger RNA from Prorocentrum cordatum, 909 nucleotides. The record is from the annotation of a GenBank genome assembly. Lineage: Eukaryota; Dinophyceae; Prorocentrales; Prorocentraceae.